Molecule: messenger RNA, 3233 nt
Organism: Hypoxylon fragiforme
Lineage: Eukaryota; Fungi; Ascomycota; Sordariomycetes; Xylariales; Hypoxylaceae
Product: small-subunit processome
Exons: 3
Coding region: 178-2916 (912 amino acids)
Biological process (GO): rRNA processing
Cellular component (GO): small-subunit processome; nucleolus
Source: RefSeq, a predicted model, not a curated record
AUUUCGAUUAUCGAUUUCAUUAAUUUUCGUUGAAAAAAAGAAAAGUGACAUUGUUAGAUGAGGUUGACGAGGAAGAAUUAUACAUAACGACAAGACACUGCCUCUAUCAACGAAUCUGCCAAAAUAGAGCGCUCGUCUCCAUUCCCACGAAAAAACAACCCCCCCAAUAAUUCAAAGAUGCCAGGCCGGCAAUCGCACGGCCGGUCCGUCGGCGGCGCCCCAGGCGCUACCGGCAAGGCCAAGAAGAGGUCCAAGUCGAGGUCCACCAAGAAGGCGAUGAAUGCGUUUGCCAUCGCCUCCGAAGAAGUCGUCGACCGCCCGAAGCGCACCCCGCGCAGCCGCGAGCUGGACAUUCCGCUUAGUGGUAAGCGCGCGAGAGGCGAGGAUGGCGAGGACGAGGACGAUGAAGACGACGAUGAGAAUGAGGGACCGCCUAGGAAGAUGCGACGAGGUGCUGGCCGUGAUGAGGAGGUCGAGUAUGGCAGCGACAGCAGCGGAAACGAGUGGCGCAUUGGUGUUGACGAGGACGACGAUUCGGAGAUUGAUAGCGAUGAUGCUUUUGGCGAGAGCGACCAGGAGAGAUUUGAGGACUAUGCUUUCCGAGGGAGCACAAAGAAGCCGAAGCAGAAAAAGAAGGAUGACGAUGACGAUGACGAAGAAGACGACGAGGAUGAAGAUAUCAGCGAUGCUGACGGCGCUUCUCUUGGAUCAGACGCUAUUGACCUUGCUCAAGCCCUGGACAUGUCUAUGUCAGAAGACGAUGGGGAGCUCGACGCCGGUCAAGAGGAUUCUGGCUCUGAUGAGGAAGAAUCUGAUGAAGACGAUGACGCAUCCGGUGACGAGUCUUCCGACGUUGAAGACGACGCGGACGAUAACGAAUCGGAAUCAGGUAUCAACGCAUGGGUUUCCAAAUUUUCUGGAGUGAAAGACGCGAAGGAGGAAGAGGCGCAAACAAGCAAGAAGCCCAAACUAGGGCUGAAAGACUUGGGGUUGUUGGGAAUCAAAGACCCUGAACUCAAGAAAUCCCUCAAGCUUAUGGCCAAGGAGGAUAAAUCCAGCAAACCGCAAAAACUCGAAGUGCCCCUUGCAAGACGGCAGCAAGCAAAACUGGAUCGCGGCGUCGCGUACGAGAAGACGAACGAGUCUCUAGACCGAUGGACCGAGACAGUGAAGCAGAACCGAAGAGCGGAUCAUUUAGUCUUUCCGCUACCCCAGACGGUCACUGGUCUCGCUAGGCACGACAACACCGAAAUCCAGCCCCUGAAUCAUAAAACAGCCGGAACCGAACUAGAACAAACCGUUCUGGCCAUUAUGCAAGAGAGCGGGCUAGGGCCAAGCACUAAAAAGGAGACCAAAGAGAACGAAGAUGAGGAAGAUGAGGAAGUGCAAGGUCUUUCGCGGAGUAAUAUGAAGGCUUUAUGGCAGGAGAAGCGACGUGAAAGAGAGCUCAAAUCUCGAGAAGAGGCAAGGGCCAAACGUAUCAAGAAGAUCAAGAGCAAAGCGUAUCACCGGGUGCAUCGCAAGCAAAGAGAAAGAGACGAGAUUAAAGAACGUGAAAUCAUGGCCGCUUCUGGAGAAAUCGACUCGGAGGAGGAACGCGAGACUCAGGACCGUCAACGAGCUAUGGAGAGAAUGGGCGCUCGGCAUCGGGAAAGCAAGUGGGCCAAAAUGACGAACAAGAAUGGCCGCGCAGCAUGGGAUGAUGAUGUUCGAACGGGCAUAGCUGACAUGGCACGGCGAGACGAAGAGUUACGUCGCCGUAUCGACGGAAAGCCGUCAAAAGGAAACGAUGACUCCGACGACGAUUCCGAUGAUUCGGCUGGCUCAAAUGAUGUCGAUGAGCGGAAGAGACUUCUUCGUCAGCUUGAUGAAGUUUCUGGUGACGACGAUGCACAGCCAAGGUCGAAGUUGCUGAAUAUGGAAUUCAUGAAGAAGUCCGAGGCGACUAAGAAGAAAGCCAAUGACGAAUUGGUGGCACAAAUACGGCGAGACCUGGCAUCCGACGAUGAGGCUGGCGAUGAGUCUGAUAACGGACCUGAGGAUGUCGGACGACGAAUAUUCGGACAGCCGUCAGGAAAGAAGCCAGGGAAGUCGGGCGAGAAACUCCUCGGUAAUGGCAAGAAAAGCAAGCUCGACGAAGCAGGUCUUCCAACCGCUAGAGAUCAUAAUGCCACUACCUCAGGGGGGCGGUCAAGCGGGCUAUCUGCUCCUGUUUCGCAAGCCCUAAGCACGGAUUCGGUAGCAGGUGCUUGGAGUCAACCCUCCGCAGCUGGUCCUUCGAAGAAACAAAAAAACAAAAAGACUGGAUCGAGCGUGGAUGUACUAGAGCUUGGAAUCGACUCAGUGGCCGUAGCACCAUCUACAGCUCCGAUAAAGAAGCCUAAGCCAAGUAAGAAGCAAGCAGCCAUCAACGUAGAAGACGCUUCAGACGAUGAGGAUGACCAUCUACCCAUCCAAUUCCGGGAGCAAGAUCUCAUCGAGAAGGCUUUCGGUGGCCUAGACGUCGUGGCCGAGUUCGAACAAGAAAAGGCUGCCAUCGCAGAGGAGGACGACGACAAGAUCAUCGACAACACGCUUCCCGGCUGGGGUAGCUGGGUCGGCGACGGCGUCAGUGCCCGCGACAAGAAGAAGCACCAGGGGCGAUACCUCACCAAGGUGGAAGGUAUCAAGAAGAAGGACCGCAAGGAUGCUAAGCUGCAGAACGUGAUUGUGAAUGAGAAGCGCACCAAGAAGAACGACAAGUACAUGGCCUCCCAGCUCCCCCACCCCUACGAGUCCCGCCUCCAGUACGAGCGCGCCCUCCGCCUGCCCGUCGGCCCCGAGUGGAUGACCAAGGAGACGUUCCAGGAGGCAACGAAGCCCAGGAUCUUGAUGAAGCAGGGUAUUAUUGCGCCUAUCGCUAAGCCUUCGCAUUGAGUUUGGUUUUGCUGGGGUGUUCAUUUUAUCAUGGUCGUGAUAAUGUUUGUACCAACCUACCACCUGCCUAUUCAUAUAUGGGUUGGCUUUGGGGGCAAAAUGUAAAUAGGCAGAUAGAUGGUUGGAUACCUAGAUGAAAAGGGGCUAUUGUCGAGUCGAGCGAGUAAAUAAUAGUACCUACAUACCUAGGUAGUUAUGCACCUACGUUACCUAAUACCCAGAUACCUAGAUAAAUAGAUCGAUAGAUCGAUAGAUAGAUUAAAUCCUGAGAACCUGCCCUCUGAUACUUGAGAUAGAUAGAUAGAUAGGUACUAUCU